This is a messenger RNA of Didymodactylos carnosus, 792 nucleotides long. NCBI's taxonomy places the organism in Eukaryota, Metazoa, Rotifera, Eurotatoria, Philodinida, Philodinidae. The record is from the annotation of a GenBank genome assembly.
AUGCGUAUAAGCUGUCCUGGAUUUCUCGAUCGCCAUGGUAUCUGGAAUAAUGGUUUCGAUUGUCCGUCAUCUUCUAAUGGUCCUAUACGCGCGUGUUGUGGUACAGAAAAUGAACGUUAUUGCUGUGUUCCUGAUGACGAUGAUCAAACAAGCCAUAACAACAACGAUAAUAUCUAUUUUUCAAAUAAACAUAAAUCGUAUCAAACACCUUUCCCAUCAUCAACAUUGAAAUCCGUUACCUACUCAUCAACAGCAUCAUCGAAUGAUCGUUUUUCUAAUCAUGUCUCAUUUUUAACUGGUGCAUUUGGUCUAUUGAUAUGUUUUCUCAUCUGUAUUUUAUUUAUGUAUUUGUAUUUUCAAUUUAUUCAAAAUCGUCGCUCUGUUAAACAAAAGCAACCACCGAAGACGAGAAAAAGCUUGGUAAAACAACAAAUUCAACAACAUGAUGGUCUGUUAACAUUUACAACACCUCAUGCAUUACCAUAUCGGAAUAUGGCUUAUUUAACAACAACAUCUUCUGCAUCAUCUGCCUAUCGUUGUUCUCAACAAAACCGUAUAUCAACGGUCUCAAGUGGAACGGGAAAAUCUUCUUCAUCACGUACAGACACAUCAAUUUGUGAUAUUACACCAUUAAACUUAUAUCCAACAAUGACAACAUCAUCGAUGAUAAGAGAAAAUGAUCAGACAAACCAACAGCAACAACAACAUUUUAAAAAUACUACUAUAUCAUCGCCAUCUUCCUCAUCUUGCUAUGUUUUUCCAAGUGAAUUGGAAUAUUUCUAUCCUAAAUAA